CUUCAAACAUGACCUAUCAUUCAAUUUUUUAAGUAUACAGUUUUAAAAGUCAACAAACGCCAAAAACAUUAAUAUCAUUUUUUUGUCAAGCACGCGGCACUUAUCUAACGAAAGAACUACAUCUAAAUCAGGAACAUGCAGAACAGAACGUUAAUACAUUGGAGAUCGUUGGUGCUCUUCGGCCUUAUAUUUUGGUUCCUUUUGUGUCUGUUCGAUUUCAUGCGCAGCCCCUCCAGCUUCGUCCACGACGAAGAUUUUGACCGAAUCUACCACGAAUUAUUAUUGUAUGAGGAAAGCUUGAAAAACAGCAAUUCCGACCGGCAGUUGAUGUAUCUCGGAUUGAUAAUUCUCCUAUGGAUUUCGAUUACGCUUUUGUAUUCCACAUUGUUUUGCUGGGCCACUAGAAGAUUUUGGUGGACAUUGAACCAGUCGGUUAACGGGAGGAGAAUUACUACGACCGUUACGCUUUGGUCUGGAUAUCAUCGCCAUAUUUCAGCUCGCAGCAAAAUUCCUAUCAAAAUUCAAGCUUCUACCACAUGUAUUGAUUUCAGGAGUCAUUCUCAGGAAUCUCUACAGCUAUUACCAAUUCCGAAAUUUAGAUGUUCAAUAGAUGUUAAUAAUAAUGAGAUUAAUAAACUAAAAGAAGAAUUUAUUAAAUCCAAAGACGUAUCAUCGAAGGCACUAAACGUUAUAUCUAAAAAGCUUGUAAAUCUUGAGAGACAAAAUAAUUUCCUGAAGGUACAAUUAGAAACCACUCGUAGUGAUAAAAACAUUGCCCUACAAGAAAUUAGAGACUUGAUUGCGGAAAAGGAGGAUUUAAUGAAAACCGUGGAAGAGAUAAGCGUGAUAAUCAAAUCGAAUGUGAAGUCUAAGAAGAGGGACAUGGGCGCGUACGAUGAGCUCAUAAAAAAUUGCGAUAAUCUGGAACGGCAAUUCCAGGAGUGCUCCAAAGAGAAAAAGGCUCUAGAAAAAAAGCUGCAACGCUUGCAGGAGGAGUACAAAGAUUUAAAGGAAAAUUUGAGUAGGAAUUACAAAAGCGAUUCGAAAAUAGAGGAAGAACAUUUCGAGAAAUUUUGUUUAAGCGACGAGGAAGCCACUCCUUCUGAAAAAAGAGUUUGUUGUAGAAAUAAGGCGAUGGCAAAUUUGGAAACGGAAAUAGAUGAAUAUUCUUCCGAUGGGUCUGUCGAUACCAAUCGAAUAUUGUGUGUUAGUAAAUCCAAACAUUUUCAAAUUUUCUUGAAAAAAUACAAUAUGGGUUAAAUUGGAAAAAACGAAAAUUAUGUAUUUUUUUGCAUUAACAUUAUUUACUACUUUCCUUUGUAACUAUGUACAUGUAACUGAUAUUUGAAAGAUAAAAAAAAUGUAAAAUUUACAAGAAGAAACAUUGGCAUUGAAAUAAUCGAUAAUUAAUAUUAACUUAGGGGUAGGUUUAAAUUUUUCCACAAAAACAUGAGCAUUCCUUUUUACGUAUUUAUUCUAUAUUUACACGAGUAUUUUUAACAUUUAAAGUUCAUUCGGAAAAUAAAUACAAAAAUUGAUAGAGUAAAAAAAUAUAUAAAAUAAACUUGCGAAUAAUAAUAACAAGCAAGUUUAGACAUUCUUAGCCGUUUAGCGAAAUAUCUCAUCGAUAAAAUGAGUAGAGUAAAUUACAUAAAUAAAAAUCGACAAAAGAGAAUAACACGAACAAAAAUGAAAUCGAGCCUGUUAAGUAAAUCUAGCCAAGUAGAGGAUAAAAUUAUAAAUAAUAAAUGGCAGUGGUAUACAAUAAUUGAUGAACAUCAAAAUUAAACUAAAUUUACAUCCUAAAAUGUAUAAAAAAAUGAUUUAUCAAAAAUAUAUUUCACACUUCUAUUUGGUUCGUCCUCCUUUACAAAAUAUCCUAAUCUAAUCCUUGACAAAAAAACCAACGAUAUAGUUCAGACUUAAAUAAAUUGCUUUUAAUACACUUAAAUCGACAUGAAGUCAUGAAAAAUCAUCGAACAGUAAUCAUAGAAAUAUAAUAUCGCAUUAUUAAACAAGUUUAAAUUUAGAGCAACAUAAAUCCCUGCUGAGUAAAAUUCGGUAUAUUCAAGAAAAUUCAAAAUUAUGUCUUUAUUAAAUUGUAGUAACCUUAAAAUUUAUAGCGGCGAUAUAAAUAGUAUUAAUAGUAUUUUAAGCAUUAUGAACUACAUCGUUAGUCAUAGUUUUAUCAUUUCUGUUUUUGAGCUAGCGUUUUGAACCAGAAAUACGUGCUCACCAAGCAACUCCCCGUCAGCAAUGUCAUCAACGCAGACGAAGCGAAAACGAAACUCCUAGUGGACAUGCAGACGCCUUGGUGCGGCAACUCGAGGUUCAGCAGAUCCUCCUGCAGCGCCACCCGGAGGUGUUUACCCAUGGUGACGCCGUCGUGGAGCGUUUCGUUCGCCCGGCCCAAGUCUCUUCUCCGCCUCCUGCCCGGCUCCAGCUGCUGAUCCGUCGCCUGACACAUUUCGCAGUCGGUCUUGCACAGCUCGAUGUUGCACUCGAUCAUAAUGUCCAUCACGUCGGGGAACUUGAAGGCGUUGAAGUACGCGUAUGCGAUUAUCGAGGCACCUG
This is a messenger RNA of Phyllotreta striolata, 2574 nucleotides long. The record is from the annotation of a GenBank genome assembly. Lineage: Eukaryota; Metazoa; Arthropoda; Insecta; Coleoptera; Chrysomelidae.